CCGGAAAAAAGAUUUCACCGCAGCAUCCGCUUUUCAGAAAGUGAUAACAACAAUGUAAAUUGACGGCGAUAUCUAUGAACUAUUAAGGUAUUCAGCUAAUCCAGCUGGUUGAUUUAAUUUUUGGCGUUUUAUUCUAUUUUUAUUCUAUUUUUUUAUGUCAGUGAGAGGAAAAAUGUAGCUCCUUUUAAGGCAUGUUGACUCCCUGCCAGAUUAUAACUGUCUUCGUAAAAAUUGCAACAUGAUUCAGUAAUCAUUACCCCGCGGCAUUUAAUAAUAAACCCAACUACACUAGGGAUUGAGGUGCGUCAUACAGUCAUUUGGCUGGAGUUAUUUCUCGGCACCUCACCAGCAGCGAUACAGAAGUUUAGUGUUCUCAUUUUUUAUUAUUCGAAUAACUUAAGCUACGGUUUGCAGUCUUUAAUGAAAUAGCACACACUGAGAUACAUUGUGCAGUGCCAUAAGGAUACCCAAACAUUGAAAGAAGUUACAAAUAUGAUACCCAGCAGCGCUGCCCUGUCCUGUCCUGCAGUAUCGCUGUCCAACGGACUCGACAUUCCUAUCCUCGGUUUAGGUACAUCUCAUAAUGGAGGCUACAGUCAUGAGGCAGUAGUGUACGCUCUACAGCAAUGUGGCAUAAGACAUAUAGAUACAGCGAAGCGUUACGGUUGUGAAGAGGCUUUGGGGAAGGCUCUGGCUGAAAGUGGAGUACCACGAGAAGAAAUCUGGCUUACUACCAAACUGUGGCCUGGAGACUACGGCUACCAGAGCGCCAAACAAGCCUGCCGAGCCUCGUGUGCCAGACUGGGAGUGGAUUAUUUAGACUUGUUUCUGAUGCAUUGGCCCGAAGGCAUGGCUUCAGGUCGUUCUAACAGUGAGGUUCGAGCAGAGACGUGGAGAGCUCUGGAAGAUCUUUAUGAUGAAGGUUUGUGUCGUGCCAUCGGAGUAAGUAACUUUCUCACCUGUCACUUGAAUGAGUUGAAAGAUGUUGGUGGAGUUGUUCCUCAUGUUAACCAGGUGGAGUUUCAUCCUUUCCAGCAGCCAAUGGAACUGCAUAAGUAUUGCCAAAAGGAGGGUAUUGUGUUUGAAGGCUACUGUCCUCUGGCCAAAGGUCAGGCCCUCACCAACCCUGUGAUUCUUCAACUGGCCCAGAAAUACGGACGCAGCGCAUCCCAAAUCUGCAUCCGCUGGAGCAUACAGAAUGGAGUUGUCACAAUUCCAAAGUCCACCAAACCAGCAAGAAUUCUUGAAAACUGUCAAGUGUUUGAGUUCAGGUUGGAUGAUUCAGACAUGGCAGCGAUAAGUUUGUUGCAUGAUGGGAGACAUGUAAGCUGGGACCCAACUCAUGUGGAAUGACCAUGAAAAGCUUUAAGAAUACCACCUGCUCAGGUUUUUGGGUUCACACUUACAGAGGAGGAUAUGAAUCGAAUGAGGAGGUUACACACUAAUCAGAAACUAAUUCAUCUCACUUAUCCCAUCUGGAAAGGAUAACCUUUAGGGAUUUGCUUUUCUGAUAUAUGGUACUCUUUUAAAAUCAAUGAUCUGAUUUUACUAGAGGCUGUUGUUUAUGAAAGCAAUCUGUCAGUGCAGGGGAUUUUUUUUCUGAAUGCUGCUGAUGUCACACGUGCCUUUUUAAAUGACAGAGAAUUGUGUUGUUUAAUUAUGUUGUAAUAAACCUGGAGUGGAUGUCGAGGGACAAGACAUUUGGGAUGUUUAGCAGAAAUGCAAAGCUCAUAUAUGUUGAAAUGCUUAUAUGAAAGUAAGUUUUUUCAAUAAAGUUUGAUCUGUUAAGUUGUACAAAUAGUCUUUAGUAGUGGGACUACUGUUGCUGAUGGGUGAACCUAUGACAGUAGUCUUAACAUUAAUACAAAUGAGCAAUUCCAGCAUUAUGGGUGUAACAUUUGCAGCCAAAACUUGAAAUAUAAUUGCUCAGAGAAUCAGAAAAACAACACAUCUUGGGGUGGCUUCCCAGACAGGGAUUAGCUUAAACCAGAACUAGGCCUUAGUUUAAUUAGGAAAUAUAACUAGUUUUAACAUAAAACAUUACUUGUGUGUACUUUGAAACAAAACAAAGGGCACUGAUGUAUUUUAAGAUAUGUGAGUGCAAGUUGUUUUCAGUUUUUACAGCUUUUACAUUUAUUUUAGUCUAGGACUGCUCUCUGAAUCCAUGUCCGGGAAACCGCCCCCUUGUGUCCAGUUGAGGACAACACGUUUAUUAUUGGAACAACACAUUUUGUGUUGUUUUAACUCCUCUUGUGUUGUCCCUUUGAUAUAUUUGAACACAAAAUCAACAAUGUGUUAAAUAGCAAAACACAAAACAAAGUGUAAAAAUGAACACAUCCUUUCUUAUUAGAGUGACUCAUGUUUUCUAUUUUAGAUGAGGGAAACAUGCAUGCUUCAUGGAUGUGACGUAAACGGACACACGUUCCUACUUUGUAGGAAUUCUGUAAAUUUAAAGGCACUACCCAGAAGCAAUAAUACCCAACGAAGGGUAAAGGACAAAUAUUGAUUUUAUUAUAUAUUUGUAUGUGCAUUUAUGAGGAAGAAAUAAUGUCAUGGACGUAAGAUAUCCGAAAUGUGCAUUUGUAUUGAAAAUCAAAGUGUUGAAAAUAAUAAAAAAAGGCUUUAAAAUACUUUAA
Messenger RNA from Paramisgurnus dabryanus, 2636 nucleotides. RefSeq lists its product as uncharacterized. The record is from RefSeq and is a predicted model, not a curated record. Lineage: Eukaryota; Metazoa; Chordata; Actinopteri; Cypriniformes; Cobitidae.